AUGGAUCCAUUUAGUGGAAUAACUUCGGGCUUUGCGGUUUGCGGUCAACUGGAAGCAUGCAUUCAAAGCCUUCGUCAAUUAUACAAUACCUUGAAGUUCGCGAAACGGGACGUGCGACAGCUUAUGCAGGAGGUUUAUAUUUGUCAAGGUCUUUUUAGUAUCUUCAACGAUAUCACACGCCCUCUGGGCAGCACAGUGAUGGAGUUGGCUCAGGAGAAAAACCUUGAUGAAGCAUUGCAGACUCAGGCUACUUCGGCUCUCGACCAAAUCAACCACGUUAUGACCAAGUUCAAGCCACUCAUGAAGGGUAGCAGCCCCAGCUCAUUUGAUGAACUUUUAGCAAAGGUUCGGUGGCAUUUUACGAAGCAGGAGAUCCAAGCUUUAAUGAUCACAUUUAGUACGGUGAAGUGCAGUCUAAACUUGCUUUCUUGUCUUUUGACACUGGAAAGCUCUCUCGCGAAAUUUGCACAACAGUCAACAGCGAAUAAAGACCAUGAUUCGCUUCUUAGUCAGAUAACCACAUUAAAAAAGACUGUUCAUCGCCAGAGCAAGUCUUUGAAGAAACUGGCCAAGACAAUGAAUGAUACAUUUCAAGCCGUCCACGAGUCACCGCUGAUAAACAACACGGAGACGAUGAUCGCCAUUAUCAAAAAGAUCCAGAAAGUGCCCGUCGAUGAGGCACGAGCACUUAUCGCUCGGGAAGGGCGAAAAAAUCCUUCACGUGUCAUGACCCCAACACCAACGGCUCGCGAUCCCAUAAGUAGGCAAAGCUCAGGGAACAUAGGACUAGGCAAUACGCGAUCGCGUUCUAGUAGUCGUGUGCCUAGCGUGAUAGCGUCGCCACACAGCCAAGAAACACCAUAUCAGGCGGCUGUAACUGUGUCUCGCGAGCGUCGAAGGACGCGCGAAUAUGGAGAUGGCAGUAGAGAACAUCAUGACGGGGAGUCAUCUUCAUCUUCCAUUCGGAAUGGCAGGCAUAAGCACAUGUUAUUCGUUCCCAACCCACCUUUCACUCAAGCGGAUUUGGACGAAAGGAAUCGGAACAGGAGUGAAUACGGAAAGAAUCUCUAA
Molecule: messenger RNA, 1071 nt
Organism: Penicillium odoratum
Lineage: Eukaryota; Fungi; Ascomycota; Eurotiomycetes; Eurotiales; Aspergillaceae
Exons: 2
Coding region: 1-1071 (356 amino acids)
Source: RefSeq, a predicted model, not a curated record